UUUAGUUCAAGGAGUCUGCUCUGAGCAUACUCCCUUGACCUUGCUCUUGGCUGUGCUGAGGAGACUCUAGGUCUGAACCGCUGUUUCUUUUUGUGCCUCUGUUUUUAGAGUGCUCCCUGCCGUCAUCAAUUUCCUAGCAACUGACUGCGGGUGUACCUGCACUCCUGAUAAUGAAGGGGAAUGAAGGCUGCCCUUUCCCUCUUUGCCUUCUCCUCCAGGGCACGCAGCGGUGCCAGCCCUUCCUUGAUGGCCCUUGGGGCAGCAGCUCACAGCUGUUCCUCCUGGUGAUGAGGAAUAGACUCAGAGGCGCUUCCCCUUGAAUCUCUCGCCACUGGCAAUUUUCACCUUCUUGGGAACAGGUGGAAGACCCAGGCAUAAACACUUACAGUUUAACUGUAAACACCUGUUGACAGAGCCCUGCGUUGUCUGAACAGUCUUCUCCCUGGCUCUGGUGGCCUGCCCUGGAGAGCUCCGUUUUGCUGCCGACAUGCCUACCCAGCUGGAGAUUGCCAUGGACAUCAUGAUAAGAACCUUCCACCACUACUCCUGCAAGGAAGGGGACAGGUUCAAGCUCAACAAGGGGGAGCUGAAAAUGCUCCUACAGCGAGAACUCACGGAUUUCCUCUCGUGCCAAAAGGACCCUGAGUUGGUUGAUAAGAUAUUGCAGGACCUGGAUGCCAAUAAGGACAACGAAGUGGAUUUUAAUGAGUUCGUGGUCAUGGUGGCAGCUCUGACGGUGGCUUGUAACGAUUACUUUGUAGAACAAUUGAAGAAGAAAGGAAAGUAGAGACAAGUAGUAAACUAAGCUAAAGGCAGAAAUAAUCCACAGUUAUUUACUUACUGUUUAUCUAUACCCUCCAGAUCCAUGGUCAUAGAUAGUAAUGCCAUUUAUGGAUGUAAUAUAUAUAUAAUUAGUUGCUAGUAUUAUUAAAUGAGGCAUACCUUAAUACACUGACUUUAAAUAAAUACUCUAAGUCUUAUAUGCCCUACUUAAAAUUUUCAUAUAUAUAAA
Molecule: messenger RNA, 1012 nt
Organism: Phacochoerus africanus (Common warthog)
Lineage: Eukaryota; Metazoa; Chordata; Mammalia; Artiodactyla; Suidae
Gene: S100Z
Product: S100 calcium binding protein Z
Exons: 3
Coding region: 488-787 (99 amino acids)
Cellular component (GO): cytoplasm
Molecular function (GO): calcium ion binding
Source: RefSeq, a predicted model, not a curated record